Rhineura floridana is the source of this 3997-nucleotide messenger RNA. Its product is annotated as zinc finger protein 420-like. Bases 1087 to 2751 code for a protein of 554 amino acids. Lineage: Eukaryota; Metazoa; Chordata; Lepidosauria; Squamata; Rhineuridae. The transcript is spliced from 3 exons. Gene Ontology annotation, molecular function: RNA polymerase II cis-regulatory region sequence-specific DNA binding; DNA-binding transcription factor activity, RNA polymerase II-specific. Gene Ontology annotation, biological process: regulation of DNA-templated transcription. The record is from RefSeq and is a predicted model, not a curated record.
CUCUCUCUCUCUCUCUCUCUCUCUCUCACACACACACACACACACACACACACACACACACACACACACACACACACACACACACACAGCUUUUUUAAAAAAGGCGUACAUGCUGUUAAUGCGAAAAAUAAUAGUGUAUGGGUGGGACUGAUCUGGGACUGGGAGAACGGGUAACUGCUGCGGGGUAUAAAAUCCUCAACUCAUACAUCAUAUUAAGUAACGUGAGGAAUUACCUGACCCUGUUUCUGCUGCCAUAACCCCUGUUCUGGCUCAACAAAUGUACAAGAGGCUUGUGGUCCUUUAAAAAGCAGAUGCUUGGUGUCCUUUGAGGAGGUGACUGCCUGUCCAAGGAGGAGCGGACUGUGCUGGAUCCAGGCCAAAGGGCUCUGUAGAAAGACGCCUUGCUGCGGAUCUGUGGGAAUGUGGCAUCUCUGGGUAAAAGGCAGGAAAAAAGCAUUAUAUGGAUCCCUUUGUGGUGUCUUUGUAAACAAGCAAGCACAAAGUGGGAAAAGAGACAUCUGGGAAUCAAAGGAGACUUAAAAGGCAGAAGGAAAAUCAAUGAAAGAGGAAAUCCUGUACUUUGCAGGGUGCUGUUAUCGAUGAACUCUGGAUCCCCUAGGAAGACCACUAAGGGAAAAGAAAGGGAAAGUGUUCACUGUGGGAGAAAAUAUUAAAAAGUAAGCCAAAGUAAAAUUGCGGCACCUACAGAGGGGAAAAACUAUAUCAAGGCAUGGAGUGUGAAAAGUGUUUCAGACUCUCACCAGCUUACUUCACAUGAAAGAACCCAUAUAGAACAGAAAGCAUAUGAGUACCUGGAAUGUGGAAAGAGGUUCAGCAUGACCUCUCACCUUACUUUACAUCAAAAAACUCAGACGGGGAGAAAUGAUAUGAAUGCAUGAGUGUGGAAAAAGCUCCAGUCAGAAGGGCCACCUUACUCAACAUAAAUGUACGCAUGCAGAGGAGAAACUGCAUGAAUACAUGUAGUGUGGAAAGUCCGUCCGUAUAAGAACUCAGCUUACUUUAUAUCAAAGAGCCCAUACAGGGAAGAAAAAGUAUAUAUGUAUUGAAUGUGGAAAGAGCGUCACUAUGAGAAAUAAGCUUACUUUACAUCAAAGAAUCCACACAGGAGAAAAACUAUAUAAAUGCAUAGAGUGUGGGAAAAACUUCAGUGGUAGAAGUGUUCUAACUGUACAUCAAAGAAUCCACACAGGAGAAAAACCCUAUAAAUGUGGAGAGUGUGGAAUAAGUUUCAGUCAGAGGCCACACCUUACUUCGCAUCAAAGAACCCACACAGGCGAUAAACCAUAUAAAUGCAUACAGUGUGGGAAAUGUUUCAGUCAGAGCCAAGACCUUCGGCUACAUCACAGAACCCACACAGGGGAGAAGCCAUAUAAGUGUCUGCAGUGUGGAAAGAGUGUCAGUUGUAGUAAAAGUCUAGCUUCCCAUCAAAGAACCCAUACAGGAGAGAAGCCAUUUAAUUGUCUGGAAUGUGGAAAGAGUUUUAGUCACAGUAGUAGCCUUUCUUUACAUCAAAGAACCCACACAGGAGAGAAACCAUAUAUAUGCCUACAGUGUGGAAAACGUUUCAGUCAGAGCCAAAACCUUACUUCUCAUCACAGAACCCACACAGGGGAGAAACCAUAUAAGUGUCUGGAGUGUGGAAAGUGUUUCAGUCACAGUAGUAGCCUUUCUUUUCAUCAAAGAACCCACACAGGAGAGAAACCAUAUAUAUGCCUACAGUGUGGAAAAGGUUUCAGUCUGAGCCAAAGCCUUACUUCACAUCAAAGAACCCACACAGGGGAGAAGCCGUAUAAAUGUCUGGAGUGUGGAAAGUGUUUCAGUCAGAGCUCACAGCUUACUUCACAUCAAAGAACCCACACAGGAGAGAAACCAUAUAAAUGUAUGGAAUGUGGAAAGACCUUUAAAGAAAGCAGCAAACUUACUUUGCAUCAACGAACCCACACAGGAGAGAAACCAUAUAAAUGCAUAGAGUGUGGAAAAAGUUUCAGUCUGAGCCAAAGCCUAAUUUCACAUCACAGAACCCACACAGGGGAGAAGCCAUAUAAGUGUCUGGAGUGUGGAAAGUGUUUCAGUCAGAGCUCACAGCUUACUUCACAUCAGAGAACCCACACAGGAGAGAAACCAUAUAUAUGUAUGGAAUGUGGAAAGACCUUUAAAGAAAGCAGCAAACUUACUUUGCAUCAACGAACCCACACAGGAGAGAAACCAUUUAAAUGCAUAGAGUGUGGAAAAAGUUUCAGUCAGAUCCAAAACCUUACUUCACAUCACAGAACCCACACAGGGGAGAAGCCAUAUAAGUGUCUGGAGUGUGGAAAGUGUUUCAGUCAUAGUAGAAGCUUUUCUUUACAUCAAAGAACCCACACAGGAGAGAAACCACAUAAAUGCAUAGAGUGUGGAAAAAGUUUCAGUCUGAGCCAUCACCUCACUUCACAUCAAAGAACCCACACAGGGGAGAAGCCAUAUAAGUGUCUGGAGUGUGGAAAAAGUUUCAGUCAGAGCCAUCACCUCACUUCACAUCAAAGAACCCACACAGGGGAGAAGCCGUAUAAAUGUAUGGAAUGUGGAAAGACCUUUAAAGAAAACGGCAAACUUACUUUGCAUCAACGAACCCACACAGGAGAGAAACCAUAUGAAUGCAUGGAAUGUGGAAAGAUCUUCAGUGAUAGUAGAAACCUUUCCUCCCAUCAAAGAACCCACACAGGAGAUAAUCCACAUAAGUGUCUGGAGUAACAUCUUACUGCACAUCAAAGAACCCACAGAGGGAACGAUACAAAAAUGUAUGGAGUGUGGAAAGAACUUCUGUCAUAGCAAAAGCAUUAUAGUAGGGCCCCCGCUUUACAGCGCUUUGCUAAUGCGGCUGUCUCAAUUAGAUGCAAUUAGACUAAAGCUCCACUCAUAUGGCGUUUAUUCCACUUUUACAGCGGUUUUCGGGCGUAAUGCACCAUUCUAUUGAUUGAGGUCCACUUUUCUGCGCUUUUUGCUUUUCGGCAGGGGUCUAGAAUGUAACCUGCCAUAUGAGUGGGGCCCUGCUGUACUUGAUAUUAAAUGAAGUGACUGCAUUAUGGCCCUAUCUUCAGAUUAUGUUCCUGGGACAUUAUCCCUGCUCCUGGAAACUGUUGACAUGGACUCUAACAUAAACAGUAAGCAAGGUUCAUUCCUGACUGGCCUGUUUGGCCUUUGUAAUAAAACGAAGACGGGUGUUGCUGUCAGAUAUUAGCUUAUACUAUUUGGGCAGAUGCAAUUCACUAAACCUUGAUGUGGCUAACAUUACUGAAUUACAACCCGCCCUGGAUCUGAUGAUGAAGGAAAGGAAAUAUUAAUAACAAUAUGCUCCUAGUUUCUUUUGCUUGAGUAGACACAGGGACAGAGUUGACUUCUGUGCUUGUUGCAGGGUUUGAUCAUUUUCGUUGUUUCUUUAAAAGAUGAGUUUUAGCUACAUCUGAAAGAGAGUGUGGUGUGGUGAUUAGAGUCAGACUGGAAGCUGGACGACCAGGGUUCAAAUCCCUGCUCUGCCAUGAAGCUCACUAGGUAACUUUGGGCAGGGUUGUUGUGAGGAUAAAAUUGGCAGGGGGAGUGUGAUCUUCCUGUAUGUGAAUGUAAUGUAAAUAUGGUAAGUGCAGGUUUAUUAUAGGAAAUACGAUAAGUGGAGUGAGUGAGAAGGGGGAGUACAUGGGCUGUAGAAUGCUGGAUGUGGAUUGGCUGUGUGUUUGAAUGGCUGAGGGUAUAAAUGAGAGGAUGACAGUUGAGUCAUGGGGGUGUUGGACAAGGUGGUGGGUGUUGUAGAGUUGGUGGGGGUUGAAGAGUUGUGGUGUGGAGAGUAAGAGGUGGCUGUUGAGAGAUUGGAUUGGGAGUUCUGAGGCAAAUAUUAGGAAUAAGGAACAUAAGAGAAACAUAUAUGAAACCAUAUGCUUGUCAAUGAAAUCUAUAAGUAAUCUUGUUAUUCUUAGUGUUAUCAAUAAAUAUUUUCUUGGUUUAC